CGCACGCGCCGUGUGGAGGGUGUUCGUACCACUGUAGAGUUGUUAUGGGCCGGAGGAGAGCGCAGGGUAGCGGGUCUCUGGGCCGGAUACUUAUCCGGCAUCAGACUCAGCGAAACCGCAGCCACCGUCAUACUGACUCCUGGCUGCACACGAGUGAACUCAACGAUGGCUAUGACUGGGGCCGGCUCAAUCUCCAGUCGGUGACGGAACAGAGCUCCCUUGACGACUUCCUCGCCACUGCAGAGCUCGCAGGGACUGAGUUUGUGGCUGAGAAGCUUAAUAUCAAGUUUGUGCUCCCUGAGGCUAGAACUGGACUGCUGUCUUUUGAGGAGAGCCAGAGAAUUAAGAAACUCCAUGAAGAAAACAGACAGUUCUUGUGUAUACCGAGGAGACCAAAUUGGGACAGAAAAACUAGCCCAGAAGAACUGAAGCAGGCAGAGAAAGAUAACUUCCUAAAAUGGAGACGCCAGCUUGUCCGGCUAGAAGAGGAACAAAAGUUGAUAUUGACUCCCUUUGAACGAAAUUUGGACUUCUGGCGCCAGCUCUGGAGGGUCAUUGAGAGAAGUGAUAUUGUGGUCCAGAUAGUAGAUGCUCGAAACCCACUCCUGUUUAGAUGUGAGGAUUUGGAAUGUUACGUGAAGGAGAUAGAUACCGCUAAGGAGAAUGUUAUCCUGAUAAACAAGGCAGACUUGCUGACCGCUGAACAGCGCCUUGCCUGGGCCUCACACUUUGAAAAAGAAGGUGUGAAGGUUAUUUUCUGGUCAGCUUUGGGAGAAGCCCUUCACUCUAAGGACCAAGAAAAUAGUGUUGCUGAAGAAGCCAGCAGAAUUGAGUCUGAAAAUUCCAGUUCGGAUGAGAAUGAACUUCCACGCAGAAAUUGGCUCUCACUUGGUGAGGAGUCCGCAAGUGACGAGGAUGACAGUGAGUAUGAGGACUGUCAGGAGGAGGAGGAGGACUGGCAGACGUGCUCAGAAGACAGCAGCCCUGAGGAGGAGGAAGACGAGGAGGGCUGUGCUCAGGACUGGAAAGAACACUGUUCUGUCGGUUCUGAGACUCAGAACAGGGAAAAACCAGAAAACCAGCAAAUGAACAAUUGUAGCCAGCUGGUGUCAAAGCAGGAACUACUGGAGCUCUUUAAGAAGCUGCACACGGGGAAGAAGGUGAAGGAUGGACAGCUAACUGUUGGGCUGGUGGGCUAUCCUAAUGUUGGGAAGAGCUCAACCAUCAACACUAUCAUGGGCAACAAGAAAGUGUCUGUGUCUGCCACGCCUGGCCACACCAAGCAUUUCCAGACGCUGUAUGUGGAGCCUGGCCUCUGCCUGUGUGACUGCCCGGGCCUGGUGAUGCCGUCCUUUGUGUCUACCAAAGCAGAGAUGAUUUGCAAUGGGAUUCUCCCAAUUGACCAGAUGAGAGAUCACGUUCCACCCGUAUCACUAGUUUGCCAGAAUAUCCCACGACGUGUUUUGGAAGCUACCUAUGGUAUUAACAUUAUAAAACCUAGAGAAGAUGAAGAUCCCUGCCGACCUCCAACCUCAGAAGAGCUGCUAACAGCUUAUGGAUGCAUGCGAGGAUUCAUGACAGCACAUGGACAACCAGACCAGCCUCGAUCUGCACGUUACAUCCUAAAGGACUACGUCAGAGGGAAGCUGCUGUACUGCCACCCUCCUCCUGGGAGAGACCCUGUGACCUUUCAGCAUCAGCACCAGCAGCUCCUGGAGAACAAAACAAAGGGUGAAGAAGUACGGCAGCAGCCGGGCAGAAACCAGAAAGCCAAACAGAUUGAAAAUGUAGUCGACAAAACCUUUUUCCAUCAGGAGAAUGUCAGAGCACUGACCAGAGGGGUCCAGGCUGUGAUGGGCUACAAACCUGGGAGUGGCCCGCUGACCGCAGCUGCUGUGAGUGCUGAGAACGUGACUGGGAAGCCCUGGAAAAAACAUGGCAACAGAAAUAAAAAAGAGAAAAGUCGUAGGCUCUACAAGCACCUGGAUAUGUGAACUGGCUCUACAGAAAUGGCGUCUGCCCUGUGCAGGUAGACAAGGACCAGAGCCACUGCUGCGCAUGGGGCUCUCCAGACACUGGCGCUGUGGAUUGCACCGGAAGUCUUGACAACUGACAGCCUUUGGAAGCACCGACUGUGGCUGUAGUAGUCACCGAGGUGCCCCCAGAAGUGACCUGCAGAAGACUGAUGGAUGUGUGUGUAAACAUACAUACAAAUGCAUAUUAACUUUGAUUUUGAAGUUAUUAAAAUUAA
This is a messenger RNA of Microtus ochrogaster (prairie vole), 2251 nucleotides long. RefSeq names its product large 60S subunit nuclear export GTPase 1 (gene Lsg1). The record is from RefSeq and is a predicted model, not a curated record. Gene Ontology annotation, molecular function: GTP binding; GTPase activity. Gene Ontology annotation, cellular component: cytosol. Lineage: Eukaryota; Metazoa; Chordata; Mammalia; Rodentia; Cricetidae. Gene Ontology annotation, biological process: ribosomal subunit export from nucleus.